AUUCAUUAUGUCAACAAGAAUUAUUUUGUCCUAUCCAAUUAUGCAAGUUUAUUAUUAUUUAUAACUUCAAUUGAAACUUAAUAAAAUGAAAUUAAAUUUGAUAAAGAAGAUCCAUUUAUACAAUUUAUAUUCAGGAGGGAGUUAUUGAAAGAAGCUAAGUGAACGACAACAGGUCUUAUCUGGAUUAUCUUCUGCAUAUGGCAAAUCAGAUAUCACUGUUUACAUUCAAAUACUGAUAGUCUGCACUUUAUUUCUGCAAUAUAAAACAAACAUGCCUAUUCCACCAAUAACAACCGUCUUGGAAACUGAAACAGAAUGUCGCAGCAUAACAGACAGUGUUGGAUCACAUUCUGAUAUAUCUGGGACUACAGUACACACUGGCAGCACAAUGACCAAGAGCCAGAUGGAUGUUGUUUGUGUUAUAGAUAUUAUCCAAAAUGAAAAUAUCUUACAAAGAAAAAAGGCAUUGGAGGAAAUUAAACAAGCUUGUCUUCAAGUAGGGGCUAAUUUUAAUCAUCUCCAGUUUGAAAAACUAGAUUUUGGAGAAGCUAAUGUUGUGAGCAGCUUUUAUAAUGCGGAUGUUGUUAUCAUUGACUUAUCUUUCCCAGCACAACAAAGUACCCUAUUUUACCAUCUUGGGGUACGAGAAAGUUUCAAUAUGAAACAGAAUAUUUUGGUAUAUAAUGACAUUGAUCCUGAUGUUACCUUAAAAUUAAAGUUAUCUUGUAGUAGUUACUCAUUUAUCUCAUAUAAAUUAUCCGAGAAUUCGUGCCUUACUACUUGCCCUAGUGGUCGAGUGGAUGAACCUAUUGAUUUUCUGCAUCAGAAAUUGAAAAAGUUGUUACAAGAUGUAGAAGUACAAACAAAAGCCCACAUGAAAGAAAAAUUUCUUUCUGACUUGAAGAAGCUGAAAGAACAAAAAAAUGGAGAGGAAUUAAAUGAAGCGCUUCUAUUAAUGAGGAAACGUCUUGAUGAUCCCAAUGUUCUUUCUGGAGAAGUCAUAUUAAACAUGUUAUUUUGUUUUCGUGAUAUUCAAGAAUAUGACGCGAUGAUACACUUAGUUGAAGACCUCAGGAAAGUUCCUACAGCUAGAAAGUACCUGAAUUCAUAUAUUAUGUUUCUCUAUGCUUUUGCCUUAAAUAGAAGGAAAAAGGACGGUGAUCGAAAGAACGCUCUUGCGGUCUGUGAAGAGUCUCUUAAAAGUAAAGAAAAUCACUUUCCGGAUAUGCUAUGCCUAUGUGGAAGGAUUUACAAGGAUAUGUUUACAGAAUCUGAUCAUAAAGACACAAAAAGCUUAGACGCUGCGAUAUAUUGGUACAGGAAAGGUUUCGAAGUUCAACCAAAUGAAUAUGCAGGCAUUAAUCUAGCAACACUCUUAGUCAUUAAAGGUGCGGAAAUAGGCAAAUCGGAUGAAUUGCAGCACAUAGGCAUGAUAUUAAAUAAUCUGAUUGGUAAAAAGGGCAGCUUAGCUUCGUUGAUCGACUACUGGGAUGUUGCCACUUUUUUCGAAAUAUCCGUUCUUUUCCAACAUUACAGCAAUGCAACUCAAGCAGCUGCUUGCAUGUUUAAGUUAAAACCUCCAAACUGGUAUCUCAAGUCUACUGUUGGAAACAUACAGCUCAUAGAUAAAUUUCGUAAAAAAUCUGAUGAGGCAGUUAGCCCAGAAGAACAAAUAUUCCACUUCUGGAUGGAAUUUUUUCUGGAAGCGACGAAAGAAGAACAAGAAGAAGCGUUCAGAUUCCCAGCUUUAAUUUUGGAGCCCAGUAAGGAAUUGAUGCCUAGUUAUGUGUGUAUUAAUUUAGGAGGAGACCCUCAAACUCUACAGGUAAAUAACCUUUGCGACCGCAGUUUGAGAGGAGAAUGCAAACAAAUACACGACUGGGAAUUUACAGAAAAUCAAAUUAGAAGUGUUAGCUUUUAUAAAAGAGAUGAAAGAUGCCUGUUUCUCUAUGUCCAUCACAACUCGGAUGAUUUUCAAAUAUUUUUCCCUUCAGAGUCAUGUCGAGAAUGUUUUUAUAAACUUAUCCUCGAACUGACCAAUCAUCAAGAGGGUCUGGUAGAAUCGGAACCACCUCGAGAUAUUAAAUAUGAAUACGAAAGGGAUGAAAUAGGUAAAAAACUCCUUUUAGGAAAAGGAACAUAUGGAGUAGUAUAUGCUGCUCGGGAUCUCAAUACACAAGUACGUAUCGCAGUUAAAGAAGUACCUGAAAAAAAUUUAGGGGCUGUACAACCUCUACAUGAAGAAAUUCGUCUUCAUUCCCAGUUACGUCACAGAAAUAUUGUACAGUAUUUGGGUUCACUGUCCGAGGAUAAUUAUUUUAAGAUUUUUAUGGAACAAGUACCUGGAGGUUCACUUAGUGCCUUAUUAAGAUCAAAAUGGGGUCCUUUAAAAUCCAAUGAGCAUACUAUGGCCUACUAUACGAAACAAAUAUUGGAAGGAUUGAAGUAUCUGCACGAUCAGAAAAUUGUUCAUAGAGAUAUAAAAGGUGAUAACGUUUUAGUCAACACAUAUAGUGGUGUAGUAAAAAUUUCCGAUUUUGGAACUUCAAAAAGACUUGCAGGACUUUGUCCCAGUACAGAAACAUUUACUGGUACUCUUCAGUACAUGGCACCAGAAGUAAUCGACAAAGGACAAAGAGGAUAUGGUGCUCCCGCCGACAUAUGGUCCUUGGGUUGUACGGUAGUUGAAAUGGCUACAGGGAAACCUCCAUUUAUUGAAUUAGGAUCUCCCCAGGCUGCAGUUUUUAAAGUGGGUUACUACAAGGCACAUCCAGAAGUACCUGAAGAACUUUCAGAACGAGCCAGAUCAUUUAUAAAGAGAUGUUUCGAACCUGACCCGGAGAAAAGAGCCACAGCUGCACAUUUACUAGAGGAUCCAUUUUUAGGACCCGAAAGGAGACAAAAGACUGUUCGGUUAAACACCGAAUUUAACCGAAGCGUUUCUGUACCUGCGGAAAAGAAAUCCACAAGGCAAACAGGUCACAAUAGUGCUCCUAAUCAGACACCAGUAAGCCCAGAGACUGAUUCUCAUCAGAGUCGAGCUUCUUUACUACCACCUAUUCAAAUGCCUACCGCCCUUACUUUUAACAGUUUGGCCUCCACGCCAUCCUUGGAUUGCGAAAGCGAGAAUCCAAACACGGAACGAAGGAAUUCAUCUGGCACUUUAUUAUCACCUGAGGUUGAUACCGGUACCGAAACAGAUGGAUUUUACCUGCUGAAGAAAGACUCACAACGACGAACAACGCUUGCUAAAGUUCUUGCCAACGAUGGUGUGAAGAUAUGCGAAGUAUGGAUGCAAAAAGUUAGGGAAAAGUAUUUAGGGGAGACGGUACUGACAGAAAAGCAUCUGUUAAGGUUAAUGGAUGGCUUGAAGGCUUACCUCACGGAACAGUCAAUGACCGUUGUGGAGAACACUGUGAGACAGUUAAAGGAAGAACUGGACUUCGAUUCUGCAGCCAUAAAUCAACUACAAUUUGCCAUAUAUCUAUAUCAGGAAUCCGUGAACGAAGUUCUUCGUCUUCAUCCAAUUAAGCCACAUUGGAUGUUCGCAUUGGACAAUCUGGUGCGUUCAUGUAUCCAAGCCGCCAUUACUGUUUUAACGCCCGAGUUAAGUGAACACAUCGCCAAUCAUAGUUCUCCAAGUACAGUUAAUUCGAGUAAAAGCAGUAAAACAAAUGAGGGGUAUGAUGUAAGGGAUUCUAAUUUACAAUUGAGAAAUGAAAAUUCGAGAUUGUGGCAGGACCUGCUUGAAUGUCAGAGGCAAUAUCAGGGACUGUUGAAGCAGUUGAUAGAAACCCACCGUCAAGAAAUAGCCCUUCGCCAGUUAUGUUGUCACAGGUGUUGCUGUCAAUCACGUAAUAAUAACAAUAAUGAUCUCCAGGAAAUAGUUGAAGAAGACCAACGUCUCGCCAAUUGGUUAGAAGGUUUAGGAAUUCAUGAAUCUGCAAAAAGAAUCUUCGUCUCUGAAGGCUACACGCUUGAAGAGGUAUUAUAUCACAUAAGUCGAGAGGAUCUGGAAAAAGUAGGAUUAAAAGGUUCAACCUCUCUUCGAAUUUGGAGGGGUAUUGAACAACAUCGACAUGGAAACGAAGUAAUCAUUUGCAACGGUGUAACAAUUGAUGAAAGCGGAACAGUAUGAGACUGUUUUCGUCUAACAAAAAGUUUAUAAUUGUUUCAUUGAAUUAAUAAUUUAAAAUUAAUUUGUUUUUAAUGCAAACGCGAUUUGUUUUAUUUUUACGUUUAUUUCCAUAUCUUGCCUAAUCGAAAAAUCUAUUAUUGUUUUUAAUGAAACGAUUAUAAACACGGGAUAAUGUGAAAGUUUGGCUAAAAAUUGAAUAUUUCUUUAACAAUGUCUUCUAAUUCAAGGCUUCCGUACUUAUUAAAUUAAAAAUUUAUAUAUUUUUUAUAUAGAUAUGUUGCAAAAAUAUUACGUUUGAAAUUUAUUUCUUUGUUAACGUAAUAAGAAAUUCGGAUUUGAUUUUUUUGUUUUAAUUCGGUUUGUUGUUGGUUUUUAAAUUAGUUAUGAACUAAUUUACGUUUGUGUUAAUUAGGAGUACUAAAAUCAUGUUAGUAGUCUUCCAAAUAUUAUUAAGGUAUUUAAAAAAUCGAAAAAUAUUUCAUUUUUUACAACGGCUAAUAUUUCCAAACAAUUUUGGAAGUUUAUAAUAUUAGUAUAUUUUGAAUUGUUUGCUGGAGUAACACAAUUUGAUAUUAGUUUGCCGAUUUCAAAGAGUAUUAUAUAUAAACUCCUGGACAAAAUUAAUGCAUCACUUUAAUUAAUCUAAAUAUUUACAAUAUGAACACAAAAUAAAAUUACAUUGAAAUAAUAAUAAACACCUACAAAUAAGUCAAACAUGACUUUAUCAUGACCUUACUUUUUGUUUCUUUAAAAAUUUGUUUUUGCCGGAAAUGCGUAACUAAGCUAACAUAACUCCAAAUUGAAAAAAGAAAAAAAUCGUUAAAGUAACGCAAUAAAAUGCAUGUGGGUCAAUACUAAUACCGGGAAGGGCCUCCUCUACUUCUUAUGACUGUAUUUAUGCAUCGAGGCAUGCUUGAUAUCAAAUGCAAAUGUUCAACAAAAGCUUGCGGAAUAUUCUCCCAUUCUUGAAUAACGGCCUAAAUGAGUUGUGUGUGAUUGGCAAUAGGGGGUUUACUACUUCGAAUCUUUUUUUGAGAUAGUCCCAUAGAUGCUCUAUAGCAUUCAUGUCCGGACUGUUAGGUGGCCACUCUAAUAACGAAAUAUCAACAUCAUUUAGGUAGCCAAUAACCUGUCGAGGCACAUGAGAACGAGCGUUGUCUUGCAUGAAUAAAACAUUAGUUCCAAAAAACGGAGCAAAAGGCAUUACAUGUACGACAAUAAUGUUGUCUACGUAUUAAUGGGCAUUCAUAGACCUCGUACGUAUGGGGAUCAACUCCGUACGAGUUUCAAAACAAAUUCCUCCCCAAAAUAUUUUAGAGCCACCACCAAAAGGUACUUUAGGAGAGAUAUGGCAGCUGGCAAACCUUUCUCCUCGCCUUCGCCAGACACGCUUACGACCAUCUGGAGCUUUUAGGCUUACUCUAGUCUCAUCGGAGAAAAGAACUCGUUUCCAAUCAUCGAUGGUCCAAUUUUGAUGCAAUCUUGUACAAUUCAAUCUCUGAACCCUGUGUUCUCUGGUAAGCAAGAGUUUUUUGACCGGUUUUCUGGUUCUCAAUUCUGCUUCAUGUAAACGUCGUCUAACUGUUCGAGACGAUAUCGCGACAUUUCGAACAUCUGCUAAUUCAUUUUUUAGCAAAUUGCUGGUGACUCUCCUAUCUCUUAGAGCACGUCAAAAAAACGAUCAUCAAUUUGAUUAGUGCAACGUUUUCGCCCUUGCCCUGGUCUUCUUCUUCUUUGUCAACCAUUUUCCAUCCACUCCUGAAUGUAGGUCUCUCCCAAUUGCUUCCAUGUUUCUCUAUCUUGCGUCAAUCUAAUCCAUUGUUUGCCUGCCACUGCUCUUAUGUCAUCUACCCAUGUUUUUUGUUGUCGUCAUUGGUCUCCAUUCUAGAAUUCU
Molecule: messenger RNA, 6032 nt
Organism: Diabrotica balteata
Lineage: Eukaryota; Metazoa; Arthropoda; Insecta; Coleoptera; Chrysomelidae
Source: the annotation of a GenBank genome assembly